Messenger RNA from Phaeodactylum tricornutum CCAP 1055/1, 2007 nucleotides. RefSeq lists its product with no specific name. Bases 1 to 2007 code for a protein of 668 amino acids. Lineage: Eukaryota; Bacillariophyta; Bacillariophyceae; Surirellales; Neidiaceae. The record is from RefSeq and is a predicted model, not a curated record. The transcript has a single exon.
AUGGCGUCCCCAAAUGCGAUAGACCCGCACCAGCCGACGCGUUCAGGUUCGUCCCAAGGGCUUCCGCAGUCUUCGAGAUCCAGAGACCAAUCCAUGCGCAUAAGUCCGUCGAAUGGAGACUCUGACUGCCAACAAUGGCGUCCCUUCGCGCUCCCUUCGAAUCGAGAUGCGAGUUACGUGCAAAAGAGUGCUGGCUCGCAAGUAACGCGUCUCGACGAAGUCAAAACAGUUUUGCCGACAAACUUUGCCACUGCACCAAUCUUUCGUGGUGUACCGGCCAUUCAACCCGGAGAGAACUUUUGUUCCUCGACAACGGGCCUGGCAAGUACAUCUCCUGAAGAAUUAAAGCCCUCAUCGGACUGUGUUCGUAGAGGCGGAGCUACAUCCGAAUCGACGUAUUUGGACCAUCUGGUUGAUAUGAGCAGUAUCAACAGUUCCUUCUACAACGAAGUUGGUGCUGGUACUAGUCCCAAUACUGAUCCUAGUCCUGGUCUUCCAAUUGGAUGCUCUCCAGUUUCAACGAGACAGAGCGGCAAGGAAUCCCAGCCCUUCCUGCCGACAUCUUUGCCCAUUUCGUUCCGUGAUCUGGCCUCGGGAAUACCCGGGGAAGUCAAGUCCAAUUUUCUGACUGGCGAACCCUUACUUAUGGAUGAGGAUGAUUUGUCCAUAUCUAUCGAAGAUGAAACCAAUGCUCACUUCAACGAUACUAAUUCGGUGAACUUGGACCCAACAAAAAAUACAGCAGCAAAGAAAACGCCUUCGCGCACGUUACGUCCCAUUUCCACUUCUAGAAAUUCGUCAUCCCUUAAGAAAGGAUCGACGAUUAACGCACGUUCCCGUAAACGCAAGAAAACACCCUCCGUCUCAACGAUCUCCCAUCGGGACGAGAAUUUUUUGGGCAGGAAGCCCAAGUUUGUCAAAGACCCUGUGUUUUUGAACUCGGCGCCCAGCUCCAACUCUAUCUCAAGCAGGCAGAAAAGGGCGACUCUUGAGUUAGUAGGUCCCGACGCGCCCCAAAUGCAAACUCUAUGGCGCAUGUUAGCCUUUCUCGAAGGUAACCCCAAUCCAACAUUCUCGACUGUAGCUAGCGAUGUCCGGAAGGAGAUUGCUCUCUGUACAAAGCGUCAUCUGGAUGGGGAGCACCGCUUCCGUCACUUACCCGGUGCCAUCUUUGAGCGUCUCGUAGCCCAGUUCGGAGGUGAUUGGUUUCGGGUGGUGUUUUUAGAAUCUCAAACUCCCAAUCGUACGGUGAGAAAGAAGUCUGUCGAACCUUUCGAUGGUGCAGGUGCACUUGCGAAGGUUGGUGUGCAAUCAAACCCUUGCAAGAGAGUCACGGACCAUCUCUCGAGCCAUGUCCCGAAGAGCAGAGGCAGUCUUUCAAUCAAUCCCACAGAUAGGCUUGUUGAUACUCUGGUGAUAAGCGAAGCAGAACAAGGACGCACAGAGACCUCUCCCUUGAAAACAGUCAAAGAUGGCAGUGUUGAUAAGAAAGAAGCCUUAGGUCGAGGCAGCACAGCAGGUGUCCAACUUAUCGAGGCACCCUCAACCAUGACGAAGGAAUCGUCACCCAAAGCUCGCACAUCGACAGUGAUGGAAGAAUCCGAGCAUCCAUCACUUGCAAAGUAUGAGAAUCCUGCGAAUGCUACGCUGCCAAUCACAGGAAAUACAAAGGCUAGCCCUAACAUCGUCUUGGAAGGCUUGGUAGAAAACGUAUUGCGGGGGAAUGUGGUUUUAGCGCCAGUGGGCCACAACACACAAAUUCCAACGGCACCCGAAUUGUGCGUCGCGUACGGUUACUUUCUCGGACAGCGCGGAUCCUUGUCUCCAGCACUUCCGUUGUCGCCAUUGUGCAAGUCUCGGCCUCGCCACGAGGAACAAUUACUUUGCCAGGCUCGCACGGGAUCGGCACUCGUCAGUGACUUGUCCCGUCCGGAACGAUACACCUUUUGGAAAGCUUUGUGGACAUUGCAAUCCGACGAAGCGACUGCUUUCGCAAACACGGUGUAG